AACUGAGAUUUCUAUUUAUUAUUAUUUUUACAAAAAACAAACAGAAGCUUAACAAAAUGUAUAUUUCCUGUAUGCUUGGGAGAUACCCAAGAAAGCUGACUAAAACUCCCCCCAGUGGCCCAAGCUGAUACCUCAAAUACCAUUUUCAGCUAAAGACAAAAGAGGAUGUUGGGGAUAGUAUUACAGGAAGGAAGGCAAUUCACCAAAGUUGAAAGGAGCAAAUGAUGGUAAACAAGUAUUUGUUGAGCCUUGUAGAGACAGUGGGACAGAGAGAAAUUUUAACAAACAGACUUUGCUAGGUGCCUCCCUGUCUACACACCUAGUUUGUACUAUACUAUAAUUAUCCCCGUAACUAUCUUCCUGGAGCAAGUCCCCUACCUACAUUCUGUCGACUGAAAAAAACGCACAGCCUAAAAGGUGGCCCUGGUGACUGAGAUGGCAUCCUCUCUAAAGGUCCUAGGCCCUCUCUUGGCCCUGCUGUUCCCUCUAUGUGGGCUCCUUGUACACAGCCAGAACGUUUCCUGGAGGGAAUUCGUGAAACAGCACCACCCUAGCACAAACUGGGAAUUCAGCAAGUACAAGUGCAGUGAUCUGAUGAGGGAAAGAGGUGUUUCAAAAGACAAGAACUAUCACAUCUUCGUCUAUACCGUAUGGCACAAAAUUGAGCAUAUAUGCAUCAGGAACUGGAGAGAUCACUACAGAAGUGUAUAUAUAUGGGCUCCAUAUCCCUUCAAAACACUCAAGUGCUACCGGAAGAAUAGCAAAAACAACUACAAAGAUUACAAGAGCUACAGCUACAUUGAAUUCCAUUGUGGCAUGAAUGGGUUUGUUGAUGGCAUAGAGGACGUGCAGUUGUUAGAAGAUAUCAGCAACUAGAAAGUUGACCCACACCCACAGGUUUUAGCCUUCAGUGCUUCCCAAGUGGUGGCCCCUCCCUGCACCAAGAGCCCUUGCAUUUAUUUGCCAGUGUUUUCCAACUACUGAGAGUUAUGUUUCACGUGGUUUCUUACUAUCGUAACUUUGCCUAUGUUGUUUCUUUGACUGGAAUACCCUUCUGUCCUUAUUUACCUGAUUUACUUCUACAUUUUUGAAAAGAUUCAGCUCAUAUGGAAUUUCUUUUUGACUAACCCAGGAAUUUUCCUGAUAUUGACUCUCCUUAUAACUUUGCAAGUGGAAUGAUCUUCCCAUCCCUAAAUAAAUUUUAUCAUUCCAAUGUGUGAAAUUUAUUUAUGUGUCGUGUGAUUAGCAUGGGUGUUAUAAUUGUGAGUUAUAUAGCUUAUGCUUGAAUGUGACUUGUGCUGUAUGUAGGUUUAAAGUGUGUUAUAUGUGUGUGUCUAAUAUGUGUAAUAGACUUGUGUGUAUGAUGAAAGUAUAACUGUUUAUGUGCUAAGCUGGGGAAAAGUUGUGACCUAGGCAUUGAUUGUGGGGAUAUGCUGAGUUCCCAUACCCACCCAGAUUGAUGGGUGUGGCCAGAGCUGAUAAGGUACAAAAUAUGUAUCAUGUUCCUGGCACAUAGCAGGUGCUCAGUCAACACUGAUUUUCUUCCUUUCUAUCCUUUGACUUGGUAUUUUAAUUUUGACUUUGACAAAACAAACAUGACGAGUGCCCAUCAAUUGUCUCCUCUCCCUGGAUUUCUUUAAGAAUGUCUGUAAGGAGGCUAUUGCAUUUUAGAUGAGUUACGGUAGUAUGUAUGUUUCCUGAUGAAUAAUACAUUAAGUAGAAGAUAUGAACACAAAUGAGUUUAUCUGAUAAAAACCGUUUUCACUUGGCAGAGAUAUAGGGUAGGGCUAGAGGUCUUUAAAAUGAAACUCUCAUCAAGAGUGGGGCUUAGGGACUUCCCUGGGCACGGUGGUUAAGAAUCUGCCUGCCAAUGCAGGACACACGGGUUCGAUUCC
Messenger RNA from Delphinapterus leucas (beluga whale), 1895 nucleotides. RefSeq names its product epididymal protein 3B (gene EDDM3B). The record is from RefSeq and is a predicted model, not a curated record. NCBI's taxonomy places the organism in Eukaryota, Metazoa, Chordata, Mammalia, Artiodactyla, Monodontidae.